This is a messenger RNA of Lotus japonicus, 1529 nucleotides long. RefSeq lists its product as uncharacterized. The record is from RefSeq and is a predicted model, not a curated record. Gene Ontology annotation, cellular component: Golgi apparatus. Lineage: Eukaryota; Viridiplantae; Streptophyta; Magnoliopsida; Fabales; Fabaceae. Bases 207 to 1211 code for a protein of 334 amino acids. The transcript is spliced from 9 exons.
AGAAAAAAACUCAAACGGAUCUCAAGGACAAACGUAGAAGAAGGAAGGGGGGUUUUCUUUGACACUGAGCUAAGGCCAUUAUCAACAAUCACACACACUGAACCAAAACUUGAUUAUGAUUCAUUGAUCAUCAUUCUCUUCGAUUCAAUUUCCCCAAGCUUUCUAUCUACCAUUUCAGAUUCAAUUGGAUUGUUCCGCUCAAUGCAAUGGUGGUCUGCAAAUGUCGCAAGGCUACUAAGUUAUAUUGCUUCGUGCACAAAGUUCCUGUCUGCGGAGAAUGUAUCUGUUUCCCGGAGCACCAAAUCUGCGUGAUUCGGACGUAUUCAGAAUGGGUUAUAGAUGGGGAGUAUGAUUGGCCCCCUAAAUGCUGCCAAUGCCAAGCUGUUUUGGAGGAGGGGGAUGGAUCUCAAACUACUAGACUGGGUUGCUUACAUGUUAUCCACACAAAUUGCUUGGUCUCACAUAUCAAGAGUUUUCCUCCACAUACGGCUCCGGCUGGAUAUGCGUGUCCUACAUGUUCCACAUCGAUAUGGCCUCCCAAAAGCGUGAAAGAUUCUGGAUCUCGUCUUCAUUCCAAGUUGAAGGAAGCUAUCAUGCAGACUGGUAUGGAAAAGAAUAUCUUUGGAAAUCAUCCAGUUUCAUUGUCAGUGACAGAAUCUCGUAGUCCUCCACCUGCUUUUGCUUCAGAGCCGUUGAUUGGUAGGGAAAAUCAUGGAAACUCAGACUCACCUGCAACUGGGUCAGAACCUCCUAAACUUUCAGUGACAGAUAUUGUGGAGAUAGAAGGUGCCAAUUCAGCAGGAAAUUUCGUGAAAGGCUCAAGUCCUGUUGGUCCUGCCACAAGGAAGGGCGCAUUCAAUGUUGAGCGACAGAACUCUGAAAUCUCAUACUAUGCUGAUGAUGAAGAUGGGAAUCGUAAAAAGUAUACAAAAAGAGGUCCGUUCUACCACAAGUUUCUUAGAGCAUUGCUUCCUUUCUGGUCUAGUGCUUUACCUACUCUACCAGUGACUGCACCUCCAAGGAAAGAUGCAUCAAAUGCAACCGAAGGCUCAGAAGGCCGUACACGACAUCAAAGAUCAUCAAGGAUGGACCCCAGAAAGAUUCUUCUCCUGAUUGCAAUUAUGGCGUGCAUGGCGACUAUGGGUAUAUUGUAUUACAGACUAGUGCAACGGGGUCCAGGGGAAGAGCUUCCUAAUGAAGAACAAAUUUGACAUGGAUUGUUCUGGAGAUGUUCAGUGGCUCCCAUUUCAGACAUUGCUGGUUACUGGUGCUUAUCUGUUUGGCAUCUUUGCGAACCAGAUGCAAAAACAUCAGUAGCUGAUUGAUAACUUCUAUUUGAAUGCCUAUGUCAGUGACUUGUUGCAUAAAAUCUUUGUCAGCCAUCUUUGCUCUCUACCCUCAGUUUUGGAAUGUAAUUGCGGAUUCAGAUUUAAAUAUUAUUCUCAUAAUUGGAUUAAGUUGUAAUUAUCUGGAAUUCUUAAACCUCAAAGAUGAAUUUGUGUGGAUCACAACAAAUAUAUUUUGCACAA